Messenger RNA from Agelaius phoeniceus (red-winged blackbird), 951 nucleotides. It is a transcript of the gene RLBP1, whose product is annotated as retinaldehyde binding protein 1. Lineage: Eukaryota; Metazoa; Chordata; Aves; Passeriformes; Icteridae. Gene Ontology annotation, cellular component: membrane. The record is from RefSeq and is a predicted model, not a curated record. Gene Ontology annotation, molecular function: phosphatidylinositol bisphosphate binding.
AUGUCUGCAGUUACGGGCACGUUCCGGAUCGUGUCGGAGGAGGAGCAGGCGCUGCGCUCCAAGCUGGAGCGCCUCACCACCAAGGACCACGGGCCCGUCUUUGGGAGGUGCGAGAAGAUCCCCCCACACACCCUGCAGAAGGCAAAGGACGAGCUGAACGAGACGGAGGAGAAGCGGGAGGUGGCGGUGAAGGCGCUGCGGGAGCUGGUGCAGGAGCGGGCGGGCGGCGAGGACGUUUGCCAGAAGGUGGCCGAGAAGGUGCAGGAGAGGGACGACUCCUUCCUGCUCCGCUUCAUCCGCGCUCGCAAGUUCGAUGUGCACAGAGCCUAUGACCUGCUGAAAGGCUACGUGAACUUCCGGCAGCAGUACCCCGAGCUGUUUGACAACCUGAGCCCCGAGGCCGUGCGCAGCACCAUCGAGGCCGGCUACCCCGGCAUCCUGGCCAGCAGGGACAAGUACGGCCGCGUGGUGAUGCUCUUCAACAUCGAGAACUGGGACUACGAGGAGAUCACCUUCGAUGAGAUUCUUCGUGCCUAUUGUAUUAUCUUGGAGAAGCUGCUGGAGAACGAAGAGACCCAGAUCAAUGGGUUCUGCAUCAUUGAGAACUUCAAGGGCUUCACCAUGCAGCAGGCAUCAGGGAUCAAACCCUCCGAGCUCAAAAAGAUGGUGGACAUGCUGCAGGACUCCUUCCCAGCGCGGUUCAAGGCCGUCCACUUCAUCCACCAGCCUUGGUACUUCACCACCACCUACAACGUGGUCAAACCCUUCCUGAAGAGCAAACUGCUGGAGAGGGUCUUUGUGCACGGCGAGGAGCUGGAAUCCUUCUACCAGGAGAUCGAUGCUGACAUCUUGCCAGCAGACUUUGGUGGCAACCUGCCCAAGUACGAUGGCAAAGCAACUGCAGAGAAGCUCUUUGGGCCUCGCAUAGAGUCUGAGGACACAGCUCUCUAA